AUGAUUGAGGAAAGGAGAAUGAAUUUUGAAAAUUUUCGUCGCACUGGCGAAUUAUCUGACAUAACAGUGUUGGUUGAUGAUGGUGAAUUUAAACUUCAUACAUUUCCAUUAUUUACAAAAAGUAAUUAUUUUAAGAAGGCAGUCGAACUAUUAUCUGAACAACAGCAGCCAGAUUCACAUCAUCAUCUGACAGUUAAACUUGAUAAAUUUCCUGGUGGUAAAAAUGUAUUUAGUCAAAUGGCAGACUUCUUCUAUAACAUUCCAAUAACAAUUGAUCACUCAAAUAUCGUUGUUUUACGAUCAGCUGCGUAUUUUGUUGAUUGUUCCACAUUAGCAACAAUGUUAGAUAAUCGUAUCAACGAUAUAUUACUUGUUGCUCGAUCAAAACAUGACUUGAGUAUCCCACUGGUAUUAUUAGAACAAAGUAUCGAAUUUGCUCAGUUGGCGAAAAAAUCACAAACUGUUGGUAAAUGUUUACAAUCAAUAAUCGAUAUACUAUUGAGAAUAGCUGGAAUGAAUGAUAGUGGUGGUACUAGAAAAUUAGAAUAUCAUAGUUUAUUGAAACUCGAUCAUCUGUUAACGAAAUCAGAUCAAGAAAUAAUUGCACAAUUACCAUUAGAUUGGCUUGAAGAUUUCAUUAAACUAAGCAUCGAUUCCAAAUUAUCUAUGGCAGGUAUUGUGGUUAUAAUUAAGCCUUAUUUAACAUCGGCGAUUAUGAUUGAGAACGAGAUCAAUAAUCACUUGAAUAAUUCACACACGACAAGUAGCUCAUCGAAAUCAUAUCUUGACGAUUCACUCAAAACACAAAACAUUAACACCAUCACGAAUGGAGAUCCACCAAUUCAAUAUGAAAAUAAGAUAACUAUUGUGUACACUGAUGAUGAUAAACGGAAAAUUCUGAAUCAUAUCAUCAAAUUGUUGGAUCAGACAAUAUUCUACGAAUAUGUUCCAUUAUCCUGGCUAAUGGCGUGUCAUCAACAAGCAAAAGAAUUGAAUUGUGAAUGUGAAGAAACACUAUCAAAAUGGAUUACAUGUACUCUUUUAUGUUCAGCGGAUGAAGAUAUUAAUAAUAUACCCGAAGAAACAAUGGCUCAUUUACUUGAAGAAGUUGGUAAACAUAGAGAUCAAGUCAAAGAUCCAAUUAUGUUACAAAAACUUUCGAGAUUGGUCGAUUCUUAUGCAGAAAAUUUACGUGGUAAAGGAAUUUUGACAAGUGAAAAUUUUGUUAAAUUAGCAUCAUAUGUUCCAAAAGAGCAACGUAAUUCAUACGAUAGUUUGCUACUAGCACUCGAUAAUAUAUUGAAAAAUGAUAAAAUCAAUUUGAAUAGCUCAGAACGUGAGAGUUUAUUAUCGCAAAUUGAUUUUUCAAAAAUAACAGAAGAAACCAUAAAUCAUUGUAAAAAUAAUGAAUUAAUACCACAAAAAUUGAUAACCGAUGCUGCACUGUCACUCUGUUCAAAAUUACGAAAAGAAUUGAAUGAAGCAAAAGAUCGACUACGUCUCAUUGAAAAUGAUGUAAUGAAAACGGGAAGAACAACAAUAACAUCAUCAUCAUCAUCAAUACCUUACGUAUCGCCGAACGUUAAUCAUCGAUCGCGCAUAUACGAAUUAGCACGUUUACCAUCGACAAAAUCUCGAACAAGAUCAACAUAUCCACUUAAUUAUAGCCUGUCGUCAGGUAAUUAUUCAAAAUAUGAACCAGAUGCUGAUUAUUUAGUCUACAGUAAUGAUAUACCGCGAUAUUCAGUUUAUAAUAGACAUUCAACAACCUAUAGAUAUUGA
This is a messenger RNA of Didymodactylos carnosus, 1782 nucleotides long. NCBI's taxonomy places the organism in Eukaryota, Metazoa, Rotifera, Eurotatoria, Philodinida, Philodinidae. The record is from the annotation of a GenBank genome assembly.